AUGGUCCAAUUGGCUGCCUUGACAAGCCCCUGCUUCUUCCACCGCCGCUUCGGCGAUGCCGUCAACAUAGAAAAAGUCCUAGAUGAGAUAAAGGAAGAUGACCAGCUGUCACACAGCCGUCUUAUGCAGACCGCUGCCAGUGUUCGCGAGGUCUCACGACAACUACAACGACGCUCCACCAAGCAAGCCGUACGCAACGUCAUGAUAGUCACAAAGGCCCGCGACAACGCCUUGGUAGAUCUGACGCGCGAAUUGGCCGAAUGGCUGCUUGUCAAACCACGCUAUGGCAACGACGUCGGUGUCAAUGUCUACGUCGACUCAAAGCUGCGCCGCUCCAAGCGCUUCGAUGCGGACUCGUUGACUGCCAAAGACUGCCGUUUUGAGAGCAUGCUUCGCUUUUGGACUCCUGCUCUAUGCUGGGCUUCUCCAGAACUCUUUGAUCUCGUCAUAACUCUCGGAGGAGACGGUACUGUCCUCUUCACCUCAUGGCUGUUCCAACGCAUCGUGCCGCCUGUCAUGUCCUUCUCCUUGGGUUCCCUAGGCUUCCUUACAAACUUCCAAUUCAACCAGUACAAGCAUCAACUAGAUCGCAUCAUGGGCGACUCGGGUAUGAGAGUAACAAUGCGCAUGCGUUUCACCUGCACAGUCUAUCGAGCAGCUGCGUCAAAUUCCUCAUCGUCCCUGAAUCCACAAAACUCCUCUGACCCGGCAUGUCCUGUAACAUCAAAUCCGACCAAGAUCGAGGGCGAGACACAUGAAGUCCUCAACGAGCUAGUCAUCGAUCGAGGACCAUCCUCCUACAUCUCAUCACUGGAUCUGUACGCCAACGAUUCUCUGGUCACUCGCAUAUCCGCCGAUGGUGUCAUUCUCAGUACGCCGACGGGCUCUACUGCAUAUUCUCUCUCUGCGGGUGGAAGUCUGGUACAUCCAGAGAUUCCCGCUAUAUUACUCACACCCAUCUGCCCUCAUACACUAUCCUUCCGCCCAAUGAUCUUGAACGACUCCAUGGAACUGAAGGUUUCUGUCCCUACCAAGGGGCGAGGCGGCGGUUUCGUCAGCUUCGACGGUAAAGGACGCAUUCAACUCGGUUUGGGCGACGAGGUCGUCGUUAGAGCGAGCAAAUAUCCAUUCCCGACCGUUCUUAGUCAACCAAUGGAGUGGUUCGAUGCCAUUAGUCGUACAUUACGCUGGAACACCAGAGCUGCAGACCAGAAAGAUUGGGCAGGAAGAGAUGCAGACGACAAAGACGAUGAAUUUGACGAAGACGGCGCCCACAAGGGUAGCAAGGAGCCUGAGUUCGACAUAGAUUUCGAAGACGAGAUGGAGAGCGUCCGUGAUUCUGGAUAUUCAGGAUCAAGCAGCACUGCAUGA
This is a messenger RNA of Aureobasidium namibiae CBS 147.97, 1371 nucleotides long. Its product is annotated as ATP-NAD kinase. Lineage: Eukaryota; Fungi; Ascomycota; Dothideomycetes; Dothideales; Saccotheciaceae. Gene Ontology annotation, molecular function: NAD+ kinase activity. The transcript has a single exon. Bases 1 to 1371 code for a protein of 456 amino acids. The record is from RefSeq and is a predicted model, not a curated record. Gene Ontology annotation, biological process: NAD+ metabolic process; NADP+ biosynthetic process.